AUGGUGAAAGUGACGAACGCCGAGCAAGCCCUCGCUGGAGAAGCGUCGACCAGUCGCCGGAAGAGACAACGACUUCCCUCCAUAGAAGGCGAAAAUGGUGGAGCAACGGCGAGUGUAAAUCGGAGUGAAGACGACGGAGGUACGGUCGGGGUUGAUGUUCGAAUUAGAUCUUCUCGACUGUCCCGUUUGCUGCAACGCACUAACGAUUCCGAUCUUUCAGGUCUUCUCUUUCUACUUCACGACUACUUAAUAUCUCUAAUCCAAUGCGUUGAUUCACAGUUUUGA
Messenger RNA from Arabis nemorensis, 285 nucleotides. The record is from the annotation of a GenBank genome assembly. Lineage: Eukaryota; Viridiplantae; Streptophyta; Magnoliopsida; Brassicales; Brassicaceae.